CUUCAUUGCUAAGAAACUUCUUUCCUCCACUCAUCAAAAGAUUCAAAACCCUAAAUAUAUAAAAAAACAAAAAGAGAUGAGAGAAUGAAAUAAUAUAAUAAAACUAAACAAAUACAAAAGCCCCUCCCUAUCUUUCUUUCCUCCUUCUCCUUUAAUUCUCUUUUCCCUUUCUUUCUUCGCUCUGCUGGUACUCUCUCUUAUUCUGUGAUUCUCCACCACCAUUUUUGCUAAAGCUCCAUCAACCUUUAUAAAAAGCAAACGAAAAUCAUUUUUAAAAAAAAUGGUUUUCUCCUCAAUUCCAGUCUAUUUAGAUCCUCCUAAUUGGCACCAGCAAUCAAAUCAACAAGAAGGAAUAAUUAGUGCUCCUCAUGAUCAUCAAACGCCACAGCUUCCACCUCUUCCUCCACAACCUCCUCUUGUGGCGGCGGGUGCAGGCUCAAUCCGACCAGGGUCGUUGGCUGAUCGAGCCAGACUAGCCAAGAUACCGCAGCCAGAAGCAGCCCUCAACUGCCCUAGGUGUGAUUCCACCAACACUAAAUUUUGCUAUUUCAAUAACUAUAGCCUCUCUCAACCGCGCCAUUUCUGCAAGACUUGCCGGCGGUACUGGACUAGAGGUGGUGCCCUGAGAAAUGUUCCGGUGGGAGGUGGUUGCCGGAGGAACAAGAAGAGUAAAAACAGUGGCAGUAGCUCCAAGUCAUCUCCAGCUUCAUCGAGUGAGAGGCAAUUAGUAGGUGGUUCAAGCUCCACAAGUGCAAUUCCUUCAGAGAUGAUCGGUCACUUGCCUCAUCAUCAACAAGCUUCUCAUCAGUUUCCUUUCUUGGGAUAUUUGCCCAAUAUUAGUCAGUAUAGUGUUGGAAAUCCUGGCUUGAAUUUUAGUGGAAUUCAGGGAAGCAUUGAAGCCACUAGCGGCGGUGUCGGCGGCCAAAUUGAUGUGGGAUUUCAGAUACCAAGCAAUUCAGUAGGAGUGCAGAAAUUUCCUUUCUUUGAGGCACAGUCAGGCUUGUUUUCAUUUCAAAGUGAUGGAGGGGAAGCAGGAUCUUUCAUGGUUGGAGAUAGCCUGCAGCUUCGGGCAAUGACUAGUUCAAGCUCUAGGGUUUCUCAGCCAGCUCCGGUGAAGAUGGAAGAAAACCACGGGCUGAUAUCAAGGCAACUUUUGGCUAAUUUGGAGAACAAUAAUCAGUAUAAUUGGAGUGGUGGAAAUACUUGGACGGAUUUAUCAGGUCUUGGCUCUUCCUCCACUACUCAUCUGCUAUAAAAUGGAUCAUUUCUGGAUUGGCAACUCUCUAACCCCCAGAAUUGUCUAAUGAAGAUGGUGGAAUCGGAUUAAUCUCUUCACGACGAUGAUCCGAUAGGAUCGAAGGUAGAGCUCGGGUUUUAUAUAUAUCCUAAUUAAUAAUUUGUUGCUUUUGGUUGAAGAAUAUUGAAGUUGUGUUGUUAUUGUAUUUCUAUACGUGGAAUGUGUGUGAGGCCAUUGGUGUUUGUUGUUUCAAGAGAUGAUGAACUCAUAUUUAUGAUUAAUCCUAGUUAUCAAUGACAACUUGUUUUCCUUUAA
Messenger RNA from Tripterygium wilfordii, 1552 nucleotides. Its product is annotated as dof zinc finger protein DOF3.6-like. The transcript has 3 exons. Gene Ontology annotation, molecular function: DNA binding; DNA-binding transcription factor activity. The record is from RefSeq and is a predicted model, not a curated record. NCBI's taxonomy places the organism in Eukaryota, Viridiplantae, Streptophyta, Magnoliopsida, Celastrales, Celastraceae. Bases 281 to 1255 code for a protein of 324 amino acids. Gene Ontology annotation, biological process: regulation of DNA-templated transcription.